Molecule: messenger RNA, 1512 nt
Organism: Rattus norvegicus (Norway rat)
Lineage: Eukaryota; Metazoa; Chordata; Mammalia; Rodentia; Muridae
Source: RefSeq, a predicted model, not a curated record
CGAGAAAUGAAGAACCAGUCAGGAGAGUUAGAGUUCAUUUUGGUUGGACUGACAGAUGACCCUCAGCUACAAAUUCUGAUUUUCCUAUUUCUCUUUUUCAAUUACAUUUUGAGUAUGAUAGGGAACUUCAUGAUCAUCCUCCUCACCCUAUUGGAUCCCCAUCUUAAGACUCCUAUGUAUUUCUUCCUCCGGAAUUUCUCCUUCAUAGAAAUUACAUUCACCACAGUGUGCAUUCCCAGGUUCCUGAUAAACAUUCUCUCAGGAGACAGAAGAAUUUCCUACAAUGAUUGUGCAGCUCAAUUGUUCUUUGUAUUCUUACUAGGGACUACAGAGUUCUACCUGUUGGCUGCUAUGUCCUAUGAUCGCUAUGUUGCCAUCUGCAGACCACUCCAUUACCCCAUCAUUAUGAAUAGCAAAGUGUGCUACCUACUGGUCCUCAGCUCCUGGGUAACUGGAUUCUUUAUCAUCUUCCCUCCUAUGCUCUUGGGGCUCAAACUGGAUUUCUGUACUUCGGGAUCAAUAGAUCAUUUUUUAUGUGACCCUUCUCCUGUCCUUCAGCUGUCUUGUACAGACACACGUUUCAUAGAACUAAUGACUUUUGCCUUAGCUGUCAUGACACUUGUCAUUACCUUGAUAUUAGUGAUUCUCUCCUACACACUCAUCAUCAAAACCAUCCUAAAGUUCCCUUCAGCUCAACAAAGGAAAAAGGCUUUUUCCACCUGCUCCUCACACAUGGUUGUUGUCUCCAUUACAUAUGGGAGUUGUAUCUUCAUGUAUGUGAAAACAUCAGCAAAGGAGAGAGUGAGUUUAAAUAAAGGUAUAGCUGUGCUCAAUACAUCUGUGGCCCCAUUGCUAAACCCUUUCAUUUACACCCUGAGGAACCAGCAGUGUUGCUCUCUUCAGACAAACCAGAAGUGGGUAUCGGAUCCCAUUACAGAUCGUUGUGAGCUACCAUGUGAUUGCUGGGAUUUGAACUCUGGAACUCCGGAAAAGAGAGUUCUUAACUGCUGAGACAUCUCUCCAGCCCUUCUUCUCAUAUUUUUUUUAUAUUUUGAAAUUUUAUUCAGCAUUAAUUUUCUAUAUUUAACAAAUUAAUUAACAUAUUUUAUUUGUUGACAUAGUAAGAUACACGGAUACAAAAUAAUAUAAUGUACAAUGUAAAGUAAUUGAGAUUGUCAGAGCAUGGUGAGACUUUGGGUAUUUGGUUGAUGAAUGUAAAGUACCAGAAACAUCACUUAUAAUGAAGUCUGUAAACUGAAUAAAUUAAAUAUGUAAGGGUUCUGUGGUGAGUUACAUAAAAGAUGUCAAAUCAUUACAAUUCUGCUGUAAAGAAAUCACUUGUAAAGUACCUUGACUGAGAAUAUGGAAUUUUGUUAGGUAAAUUAAAUGAUAUUUGCUUAAAACAAUUAAAGUUGGAGUUUGGUAGUCAACCAAGACAAUUUUAUUUAUUAUUCAUUAAUAAGCCGGUAUGGAAAAAUUUCUAACUAUCAAAUAAAAAUCAUACACCACAAA